This is a messenger RNA of Ceraceosorus guamensis, 3887 nucleotides long. Its product is annotated as ARM repeat-containing protein. Gene Ontology annotation, biological process: nuclear-transcribed mRNA catabolic process, deadenylation-dependent decay. The transcript has 4 exons. Gene Ontology annotation, cellular component: cytoplasm. Lineage: Eukaryota; Fungi; Basidiomycota; Exobasidiomycetes; Ceraceosorales; Ceraceosoraceae. Gene Ontology annotation, molecular function: mRNA 3'-UTR binding. The record is from RefSeq and is a predicted model, not a curated record. The coding region runs from base 346 to 3693 and encodes 1115 amino acids.
CGCAGCCAUCGGUGGCCAGGAGCGGCAAGGAGGAGAUCGGCGCAUAGAAGAACCGGCGCGUUCAGGAAUCCUUGCACGCUAGGUCGGCGAGUAUCGGGCGGUUCGUGACCUAGAAAAAAGGACAAGGAGCGGAGAGAGCGCCAGGCAGGCCAGACGAGCCGAGACAGAUUGCUGCGCCUUUUGUCCAUUUCUUUGCCCUUGCUGGCUGGCUAGCAGCCCCCGCAACACCACGCGGUGUAGUCGCAGCAUUUUUCAUCUGACUCAAACCGACUCGUCCUCCUCCUUCCUUGCUGGCCAUCAUCAUCAUUGCGCACUGCAUUUCAGGCUCACGCAACAGCCGCGAAUAUGACCGACCCAUCCGCUCAGACCUCGUCGCCUAGCUUUCGCGCCCGUGCCAACGCUUCGCAAUCGCCAGUGCAUCCCCAACGUCGAGCCACCGUUGAUCCAGUCGCAUCGUCCAGCAGUGCGGCCAAUGUUGCUGCGGCCGCAGCUAGAAAAUCUCCGCCCAUCCUCGCGACCUCGAGUCCCGCUUGGAAAGGAGCAGUCCAGACCACGAGCAGCGACAUGCAGCACCCUACGGGUGUGGUCGCUGCCGAUGACGCGGCGGCACCGAGACCUAAUGCGUGGGCCAAACCCUUGCCUACCAGAUCCUUCACUAGCGCACCUCCGAGAAGGCAGGGCGUCGCUGCUGAAGAUCAGCUCGAAGAGGACGAGGAACGAGCACGAGCGGCGCAUGCUGCUGCUCGGGGUCUUUUGUCUGGCAAGCAGCAACCUGCGCACUCGCACGCCAUGGAUGCUUCCCUAGCCUCUAGACUCUCGAACGUCGCGCUGCAAUCAAUGCAGACUGCGUCUCCCACAAGCGCUGCACAAGUUCUCAGUCCUGAGCAACAGCGACAGGAUCUGCUGGUCGAACAGGCUCAAAUCAGUGGUGGCGCCUCUGUCGAGUCCAAUCCUGCUCGCGAAGCGGCAUCAUCCUCGAACGGUCGUCCCCGAGUGGCCAAGCAGCCUGUAAGAGCUGCGACUCUGGAUCCCGGAACACUCCAAGUACACCAGCUAGAGGCGAGAGGAGCGGAUGAGACUUCUCCUUCCUCGUCUGCUGCUGUCCAGGCUCCUGCCUCGCAGCAUGCCACUCGUCAUCCCGAUCUGGGUGGAGCAGGUCCUCAUCGAAGUACCACCAUGUACGCCCCUGCCGCUUCGCGAGACGGCGGGCAGCACCACGACGAGCAACAAGAACAGUACUAUGCCUCUCCUGAGCUUGAACCAGAGCCUAUGAGUCCCGAGUCGUACGGCCAUUCGAGUGCCAUGAGUCAGCCCAGUCGCGCGCAACACGGAGCAAUGCUGCUUCCGCAUCAAGCGAUGGACAUGGCCGCUUUCGAAUCGUACAGGACCACACCGGAUCCUUAUGCUCCCAUUCCUCAGCCGCCCACUCCGCAGCAUAUGCACCGUCUAGCGCACGGGUCGAGCAGUAUGAUGGCGCAGCCGUAUGUGCAAGCUGGCGCCGCUUUUCAACAAAGUCCUCCCAUGUUGCCUUCUGCAGGCACCUCGCAGGGCGGCGCGAUGACCGACGAUCAAUCUUUCGUUGGAACCGGACCGGUGCUCGUCUAUCCGAAUGCAACGUAUCCUGCUGGUCUAGUGCCACAACUGACCGGCGGAGGAUCGGUAUAUGGACAGAUGCAUCAACCUCAGAUCCAUUUCUCUCACGACCCCAAUGCUGCUACGACGUAUGGAUAUGCGCCACCGAUGACCCCCUUUAUCAUGCCUUCUCCUAGUCUUGCUCAUGCCUCUCCGGCCAGCGCUUCACACGAUUGGUACGGCACUCAGAGCCACAUGUUCGGUUGGGGCCCCAGCAGUCGACCUGCGAGCAGGAACAAUCAUCAUCGCCGCGGCGCUUCGCGUCAAGCGCACCGACGACAGGACUCCUACGCUUCCUCCUUCGCUGGCGACACUUCAUAUCCUGCAGGCAUGGGGGGAUUUUCUGGCUUUCCUGGUGGUCCUCUCACCAAUGCCUCUUUGGCACCCAACAGCGCAUCAAAUGGUGCAAGCUCGCAAUACGGCCUUGGUAUGAUACCUAGCUCUCCUUCGUCGCCCACGGGCACGGGCAAUCAUCGACGCGUGCCCACUGCUCAUUCCAUGAUACCCAUGCACACCUCGCCAAACACAUCGGUUUCUGCCGGUGCGCCCAUUCCUUUCGGCGCGGGCGCUCUUCAAGCAUCUCCACUCGCUGCUCAUCCUCAGAACAGUGCUGUUCAGCCCGGCUUCUACAGUACUGCUCGGUUUGGCUCAACAAGUCACAACGCUGCCCCGCCUGGCCGACACUCUAGAAACCACUCCAACGCUUCUUCCGUCUCCUUUGCGCCUUUUGCCUUGCCGCCGCCACACCUUGCCGGACGUAACGUUGCGGGUCUAGCAGCAGGAUCGGCCUUCCUCAACGGGGGUUUAUCGACACGCUCGGACCUGGCGAACGAAGGUCAAAAUGCGGCACCGCCGAACCGAUCGGCGCUUUUGGAAGAAUUUAAAAGCAGAGGUUUGAUGGGCGGACGUGCAAGACGGUUCGAGCUCGAAGAUCUGAGAGGACACUUGGUGGAGUUCAGCAGCGAUCAGCAUGGAAGUCGAUUCGUUCAGGAGAGAAUGGACUCGGCGGAUCAAAAGCAGAAAGACGAGGUAUUCGAGGAGCUCAAGCCGGCUGCGAAGCAACUCAUGGUCGAUGUUUUUGGCAAUUACGUCAUACAAAAGCUCUUCGAGCACGGGACGCAGGAGCAGCGCAGUGCUCUGGUAGCCGACAUACUAGGUUCCAUACUCUCUCUCUCUCUUGGCACGUACGGAUGCCGAGUGGUGCAAAAAGCACUUGACCACGUGACACCUCACGAGCAGCUGUCCAUGGCUGAAGAACUUCGAGAGCACGUGCUGCAGUGCGUGCAAGAUCAGAACGCGAACCACGUGGUGCAAAAGGUGCUGGAGAGGGUGCGACCUUCGAGCGAUGUUGCUUUUGUCGCUGAAGCCUUCAGGGGAAGAGUGGGCGAACUGGCGGCCCAUUGCUACUCGUGCAGGGUGCUACAGAGGAUCUUUGAGCAUUGCGAAGAGCGCAUGAGCAGGCCUCUGUUGGAGGAGCUGCACGAGGAAGCGAAAGAUCUGAUGAGGGACCAGUAUGGUAACUACGUGAUCCAGUGGGUGCUCUACAAGGGACAAGCGGCGGACAGGGACAGAAUCAUUCUGCAAACCAAGGGACAGGUGCUUCAGCUCAGCAAGCACAAAUUCGCGAGCAACGUGGUCGAGGCAGUGCUCAGGGCUGCUUCGGAACAGGAAAGGCGACAGCUGAUCGAAGAGACUUUGACGUUGGUGGAUGCGUCUCUAGCGCGACUUUCGGCUCCUCGAUCAUCCACAGCGGUCGUCAACAACGGCAACGGCAACGAAAAUGGCAAUGGCAAUGGCAAUGGCAAUGGUAGCACAUCAACGUUGAGCCAAAUUCCGGCAGCUGUACAAAUGAUGACAGACCAGUACGCCAAUUAUGUCCUUCAGAGAGUGCUGGAACUGGCGCCGGAAGAGCAGCACAAGAAACUGCAGGAGGCUAUUCGACCGCACUUGGCCACGAGUAGAAGACACGCCAAGCACAUUGCGGCGAUUGAGAGGUUGUUGCAGAGACAUCAUCAGCAUGAGCAGCAUCAUGCACCUUCUAGGCCGCUUGAUCAAAGCUGAUUGGUACAACGUCGGCGGAAACGACCCGGCCCUUUUGCCACUGGACCGACGGCAACUCCGUGCUUGCUUUUCUACUACCGGAUCAUCUCCCUGGCCUAGAAAAUGCGCUUUCCCCAGCUGAUCAACCCCGGAUGUCUUUCUCGGCCUCAUGCAAACCCAGUCUCGAGUUUGGCUCUGGCGGCGCAAGAUCGAAA